Molecule: messenger RNA, 1394 nt
Organism: Anopheles nili
Lineage: Eukaryota; Metazoa; Arthropoda; Insecta; Diptera; Culicidae
Gene: Hat1
Product: histone acetyltransferase type B catalytic subunit
Exons: 2
Coding region: 1-1269 (422 amino acids)
Biological process (GO): subtelomeric heterochromatin formation
Cellular component (GO): nucleus
Molecular function (GO): histone H4 acetyltransferase activity; histone binding
Source: RefSeq, a predicted model, not a curated record
AUGUCUCAAAUUGCUGAUCUGAAGGGCUUUGUAAGCUAUGCUUUGGACUGUACACGGUUUCGCCUGGUGCGAGACGAGAAGGAUAUCGAAAACGAUGAGCUCGUUUUCUCGGCAGACAUGGCUCACCAGAUAUUCGGCGAGUCAGAGAGCAUUUUCGGGUAUCGCGACCUAAAAAUCGAUAUUAUGGCUUCGGCUGGUCCAUUGGACCUGUACUUCGACAUCAGCUACACCAAGAAGGUUGAGGAGCUGCACACAGAAGGUUUAAAAGCGGACGACGUGGAAAAGUCAUUGGCAAACUUGGUUGAAAACGGGUGCUACUACACGAACCUGAGCGAAUUUAAACGCGUUAUCGCUUCUAAGGCAGAAACAUUCCAACCGCUAGGCACGAAGGUUGACGAAUUUCGUUAUCCUGUCGACGGUCAAGCCCGGUCAACGCAAGCUGCAACACGUACAUUCGAGGUAUACGUCUCCGGUGCGGAGGACACGGAAUACAUGAAAUUCCACACGAGGCUAGAAUUGUUUUCGUUCUUUUACAUCGACGGCUUUAGUCGAGUGGAGAUCGAUCCUCUCUGGCUAUUUUUCACCAUCUACGAACGUUAUGGUACAGAUAACAAUAACGGCUCAAUAACGGAGAACACAUCGCAACCAAGAUACGCCACCGUUGGCUACGUGAGCGUAUAUCAGUACUAUUCAUACCCCAAUAAAAUUCGACCCCGCGUCAGUCAAAUUUUAAUCCUACCGCCAUUUCAGAAACUGGGCAUUGCUACACGGCUGAUUAAACAUACUACCUACGAGUAUUUCCGCAAGAAGGAUAACGUCACGGAUAUCACUUUCGAGGAGCCCAUAGAGGCGAUCCAACACAUUCGUUCCUUGAUCGACACAAAGCGGUGCAAGGAACUGUCCGCUUUCGCACGUGACAAGCUGUUGGCCGGAUUUUCGCGGGAAAUGCUCCGUCAAGCCCGCGAAAACUACCUAAUCAAUCCGAAGCAAUGCCGCGUGGUAUACGAGAUCCUGCGGCUUGGUGUCACCGACAUCGACAAUGAAGAACAAUAUCGAGCCUACCGGAUCGAGGUAAAAAAGCGGCUGAACAUGAACUACAGCCGCCAUCGACGUGAUCUCGCUCGGGCGAAGAAACGCGGUGUCGAUGUGACGGCCGCGUUAUGCGGGCUGCCCAGCGUGUCCGAACGAAUCGAAUCGCUAAACGCCGAAUAUAAGGAGGUGGAAGAAAUUUAUGGGCAGGUGUUGCAGAAGCUACUAGCCGAAGUUUAAAUCGCCACUCCGUGCGUGAACUUCUUUUAUGUAUACAGACCUCAUGUUUUAUCCGUCUGUUUGUGUUUUGAUUGUUCUUGAAUUUACGACAAUGUUAACAUAUUGAUUGUCUAUCGUAUUCAUUC